UGCCAUCAUGGGACAUGUGGAAAGGGGUGAGGAUGCUGUCAAAUAGUGCACGGGCCCUUUAAGAAGAAGACCCGGGCAGGACUCACCUUUAAAGCCAGAUUUCUUUUUGGAAGCCUGAAACACAGAGCACAGGUUCGCCGCUACCUCAGGGCAGUCGUCGCGGAUCUGGACAGCGCUGGACGAGAUGGAGGAGUUGCUGCGUCAGCUGAUAGUGAGAGCGGAGUCUGCCGGCGGAGAGGAGUGGCUGAGGACCUGCCUGCUGAUGCCGCCGUCUCUUCUGCCGCCGCCACCGCCGCCGAGGACGAUGUCGCCGCCGCUCCUGUUGUCUGCUGAGGAAAGGACGGAGCCAGGAGGAAGAGGACCCGUUCCGGAGCAGCGUGAAGAAGAGCCUUCAGUCGCCUGGUGCCAUGAGGAGGAGUUGUCGGCGCUGCCGCGCAAAAGAGCCCGCAAAGCGAAGAGCGCUUAUACUCUUCCCCCUCCAGAAGCAAGUCGCCGGCGCAGCAGCAGAGCGGAUAGUGUGGCCUCCGGCAGGAGCCGGGGGUCCUCCUUGAGCGGCGUGUCAAGAGGACGGAGCGGCGUUCCGGUCUGUGCAGCGGGUUCCGGCGCCAGCAGGGGGCAGCGUCAUCAGCAAGCGCCGGAGGAUCGUCAUCAUCUGGUGCCGAGCCCUGGCUUACGUCAUCAGAAAGCGGCCAGUGGGAAUCUGCCAGCACAGGCUUGUGCUGCUAAAGGUGUGCUACAGGAUGAAAUAGGGCUCCCUGUUGAGAGGCUCCCACCUCCUGUGGUCGAGUUGUCUCCAGGACCCUCUAGAAGACCUCCACAACAGUCAGCUGCAGCCUCUGGUCCAGUCCAGGAGGAUCGCCCUGUUGGUAGUCAUAUUGUGGUCUGGAUUGUGGGCCACUCCUUUAUUUUUUGGGCUCAGAAGAGAGCAGAGAAGAGAAUAUAUUCUGAGAACUUAACCUUUGAUUCUGCUGACCUGCAUGUGUUAGAGGGUUGGGUUGGAAGAGUAUAUUGUCAGAAGUCCGUAAAUUAUUAUUAAAAUGGCCGGUUCCCAAUCUUCUUGUGCUUCACCUUGGUGGGAAUGACAUUGGGAGAUUGAAAACCUGUGAAUUAUUAUGGGUUAUGAAGAGGGAUUUGGCUUUGUUGCAAUGUAUGCUUCCUUUGACGACUUUAGUUUUCUGUCAUGGUCUUACCUUCUUGCUGUUCUCCUUCGUUUGACAUGUGCUGGCGGCCAUCUUGGUUUCUUGUAGCCUCCCACCCUGCGGCUUCUCCUUC
Molecule: messenger RNA, 1272 nt
Organism: Bufo gargarizans (Asiatic toad)
Lineage: Eukaryota; Metazoa; Chordata; Amphibia; Anura; Bufonidae
Product: WAS/WASL-interacting protein family member 3-like
Exons: 4
Coding region: 185-1036 (283 amino acids)
Source: RefSeq, a predicted model, not a curated record